UUGUAAACAAGCGGCGAUGGCGUCCCCGAAUUCUGGGCCCGUCGGUUCAAAUUCAGGUGGUGUGGCGCCAGAACCAGACCAGAAGUUCGACGUAUUCUAUAAAGACCUUAAAGAGACAGAGAAGAGGGACUCCGUGCUCACCUCCAAACAACAGAUAGACCGCCUGCUGCGGCCUGGCGCCUCCUAUGCCAACCUUAACCCCUUUGAGGUGCUGCAGGUGGAUCCUCGCACACCCAUUGAGGACAUUAAGAAGAAAUUCAGAAGGAUGUCCAUCUUGGUUCACCCUGACAAGAACCAGGAGGAUUCCGAGAGAGCUCAGAAGGCAUUUGACGAGGUGACUAAAGCCUGGAGGUGUCUAGAAAACGAAGGCACACGCCAGAAGUGUUUGGACAUUGUGGAGGAGGCGGAGGCAGUGGUAGCCAAGAGGAUUGAGGAACGUAAGAAGCAGCUGAAAAAGGAAGGCAAGGACUCCCGUGUGGAUGAGGAUGACCCUGAGAAGCUGAAGCGAUCUGUCUAUGUACAGACUAUGAAGCUGUUUGCCGACAUGGAGCGGAAGCGGCGGCAGCAGGAGGUGCGGGACCAGGAGGAGAGGAAAAGAAAGAGAGACCAGGAAAUAGCGGAAGAAGAACAAAAGAAAGCAGAAAAAGAAUGGCAGAAGAAUUUUGAGGAGUCUCGGGUAGAUCGCGUAAACAGCUGGAAAGACUUCCAGAAAGGAAAAUCUGCUAAAAAGUUUAAAGGCUUCAAGCCCCCAAAGCACAAAGCUGAGGCCCGGGACUAGCCAGCAGGUGGCAGUGUGGGCGCCUGCGCCUGCCGGGAGUCGUUCCGUGAGGGUCUCUUUCGUGUCACAGUGAGACGACGCAGUCAGCAUUGGAAUCUUUUCCUUCACUCUUCUGUUUCCCUGUUACCUCUUAUUACAGAGUGCUGAGCUCUAUAAAAUUUUAUUUUUUCUAUUCUUUGCUCUUUUACACAGACAUACUAACUAUGAUAAGUAUAAACCUAAUUAUGGGGUAAGUAUUAAGCAUAGUGAUGACAAUGGCAAUUUUGUAAAGUUUUUAAAUAAUUUACAGUAUUCCUUUUCUUAGGAAGCGAUGUUUAGUGUUUGUUUGUGAGAAUCAUAAGUGAUAUUUAGUGAAGACAAACAGGUAUUUCAUGACUUAAUUCAAGACAGUAAAAUUACAGCAUUGUAAUAUCUUGUGUGAAACGUUACCUCAUUACUGGUAGUUUAUAAUAAAGAAUCAUUUAUACUGAGUCCAGUUUGCCCACCAUUUUUAGAAAUUUAAACAUAAUUGUAUUCACUAGUUGAGAAAUAGGUUGUAGCGUAGUAAGGAGCAAGUGUGUGGGCCGAGGAGCGGCAGUGUUAUGAAGGCCGAAGGUGUGUGGUGCUGGCCGACUGGUGUGUGGGAGCAAGGUGAGCCAAGGCCAGUGUUGUUGUUGUGUCUGGUGAGGAGUGAAGAGUGUCUGUUAGGACAUUGGCAGUGUGGCUGGAUCAGACAGUGGCAGGCAUGAGGGGGGUGAGGUAGUGCUGUGAGACCAGUAGCUGUUGUUAGUGUCUGAUGGAUGGUUAAGCCUAGCAGGCUCUAGUCUCGGACACCCCUGUGGUGAGGUGUGCGGUGUAUGUACAGGAACACAAACACUUUGAAGUUCAUGGCAGUUUAUGAUUGAGGUUAGUUCCUUAGCUCUCACAGUGUACCUCUCAAAACUUUUGUAUUGUAAUUAUCUGAGGUUUUUACUAACUGCAGUAGAAACUGAGGUAAUAUAAAAUAAUAAUUUAUUCUCAUACAA
Messenger RNA from Portunus trituberculatus (swimming crab), 1782 nucleotides. Its product is annotated as dnaJ homolog subfamily C member 8-like. The record is from RefSeq and is a predicted model, not a curated record. Lineage: Eukaryota; Metazoa; Arthropoda; Malacostraca; Decapoda; Portunidae. The transcript is spliced from 6 exons. Bases 17 to 778 code for a protein of 253 amino acids. Gene Ontology annotation, cellular component: nucleus.